AUGGGAAGUGCGAAGAAAAAGAAGUUUAUCCCGCCGCCCGAAGGCUGCAAACUUCCCCAAGAUAGACUUGAGGAGUUGCAAUGCUACAAGCUUCUGCAAGCCGUGCGUGCCGAAGAUUUCCAUCUUAUUACUGAGCUCGUGACAGAAGGAGUUCCUAAUCUUUUGAACAUUUGCGAGCCAACUUAUGGAACGUUUCCUUUGCUCCUCGCGGUUGAACUGAGGAAGAUUGAAGUUAUCAAUAAACUUUUUUCUCUUGGCUGCAAUGCAAAUAUCUGUAAUAUUAACGGUAAAACUGCAUCAAUGGAAGCGGCAAGAUGCGGUUUUCCUGAUGUACUUGAUCUCUUGAUCGAGAACAAAUGUAAUUUGGCUCAACAAGACGUCAAUCAAUGGGACACGCUAUCGUGGUGCUUAGUUGAGCACACAGAACAUCACUUGGAGUGCCUCGAUAGAUGUUUGGACGAGGACCCGGCAAUCUUUGAAAAUUCGAUAGCAAUUAUCUUGGCCCUAGAAAAAGGCGAAGAAGGUCUUUCUGCGAGCAAAGAAAUUUUGGAAAAGCUUCCCAAUCCAAAUAUAGUUCACUCAAUCAACAAGCGCUCUGCAUUGUCCUACGCUGCUGAGUUCAACCCUUCACUAGUCGUCGAACUGUUGAAGAAAGGAGCGGACCCGCAUUCUAAGGACGCCAAAAGCUGGACGGCAGUGCAUUUCGCUGCGAAAUCUGGUGCUCCUGCAGCGCUAGAAGCUCUUUCUGCAUUCAAAGCCGACUUUAACAGCCUUAAUUCCGAUGGACAAACAGCUUUUCAUGUGGCUUGUGCGAACGGAAAAUCAAAAGUCGUCAAGUUCAUCGUCCAGCGAGGCGCAAAUCCGAAAAUCAAAGACAAAAAGAGUUGCACCGGAAAACAACUUGCGAGCAAAAAAUCCAUGAAAGAAGUACGAAAAGCCGAGAAAGCAUGGUCUAAAAGGCCGGAGGACAAUCGAGUCAUCUUUAAAGACUGGCUUCAUGCCUUUGAGUUGGAGAUUGAAACUUACGUUAAUAUGACGGAGAUUGACAGAGAUCUGCUGAUUCAAAUUCUGACGGAGCAACUCAAGCCCAACGUCUCUGGAGAUGAGCUCGUCGAGUUCAUCACACUUAUUUCAAAGGGAUCACCGGAACUGAAACUCAAGGAUUUAUGGAAGCCAGGCAGACUCGUUUCAAAACUCUACGAAACUCCUGGAAACAAGAAAAAGAAGAAGAAGGGCAAAGGCAAAAAGAAAGGCAAAAAGGGUAAGAAAGGAAAAGCAUCAAAGGGAAACUUGAAGAUUUGCGUUGAUCCUCCCGAAAUGAAGAGGAGAUUUGAUGGAGGUCCACCUCACUCUUUGGUAGAACGUCUAAGACUUCAAACUGACCUGACAAGAUUCUCUCGAGAUGACCGUCCCGCUCAUCCAUUCCAGGACGAUUCCGCCUGGUAUCUCCGUUUCCCCACUCGCGACUUUGAGCGCGUCGCGACAACCAUCAAGCAAAACGACAUGACGUCCUUUAAGUUUGCUCUUGAAAAUGGCUAUCCAGUCGAUACCCCCGAUAGAUUCUUCAAGACUGCGCUCAUGCAUGCAGCGGCGGCGGGAAAUCUUGAAACUGUCAAAUUUCUCAUCAGCAAAGGAGCAAAUAUUCAUGCCACUGACAAUAUGCGCUGGACAGCUCUUCAUCAUGCGGUCUCAUCCGGUGGAUUCGAAGUAACAAAAGCUCUAGUAGAAGCUGGGGCUGACGUUCUUGCGCGAACUUUCAAUAAGGCAACCGUUUUAAUGAGAGCGGCACAAGGCUCUGACGCACAAACGAUCCAGUACUUGCUCGACAACGGAGCUGGUGGAAAGAAAAUUUUUUUGGAGAACUCGAAGGGGCAAACUGUUAUGGACGUUGCAGAAAAGUGGGCGGAUAUUUCUAGCUUCCGUGCUCUAAGGGAACAUCACGAUAAAGUUCCAAAGCCAAAGGAAAAACGAGGUGCCGCGAAGAAAAAGCCGAAGAAGGAGAAAAAAGAAAAGAAGGCUCCUGAACCGGAAAAGGUCGCUGUCGAACCAACGGAAAUCAAGCUUCAGAGUCCACUUGGUGGCAGUGAUAUCAAGGGAACGCUGUCCGCAAGACAGCCUCUUUUCCGAGCCACGGAAGAGUCUCAGCGAAUCCUGUUGCUAAUGAACCAACAAUGGACAUCUGCUCCCUACACUGCUCAAAUUCUUCAAAGACAGCGUGAGAUCAAAAGAACGCCUCAACUUGUUCAAAAUGUUCACCGGAUAUGGGCGAGAAAUGCAAUUUUACCAAACAGCACAACAACAACUCUGCCUGCUCUCUAG
This is a messenger RNA of Oikopleura dioica, 2319 nucleotides long. NCBI's taxonomy places the organism in Eukaryota, Metazoa, Chordata, Appendicularia, Copelata, Oikopleuridae. The record is from the annotation of a GenBank genome assembly.